AGAUGUUUUUCCAACGCGCCUUCGUUAAAACAUGCCGUGGAUCCAUUUUUGAAGAAUAUAUAAUACCGACACGGCUUUAUCCUUUGUGCAAAUAUACGCCUCCAACAGUACAAAUAGCGUGUGUUAGCUGCGGCAGUAUCGUUUGUGCAUGAUGCAGCUGGUGCGCUAGAAGUGUUUGUAAAGUAAUUCGUCCCCACAUUGGAAUAGCGGAGCGCUGCAUAUUGCUAUCGGCGGAGGCACCCUCCGAUCUGAUCAAACCGCACACGUACGCCACGAAGCAAAAAGCGAAAGGAAUAGAAAAGAAAAAGAAACAAAAUGAACCACACGAAAAGCCGGGGGACGAGGGUCCCGCUGAAGGAAGAAACAACGUCCUACCGGGCGUACCUUGCGCUGGGACUGUUUCUUGUGAUUUUGUUCCUCUCCUUCCCGACCCUUUGCGGUGCCCACGGACAGCACGCUCACGAACACGAUCAUCUUCACGAUGAGCAUGAUCAUCAUCAUCAUCAUCAUCAUCAUCACGAAAGUCCCAGUUUUAAGUAUUCGAAGCAUGCUAACGAGGUGUACGAAGAGGAACCGGUCCCGGCAGUUCCACAUCAUCACCACCACCACCAUCAUCAUGAUGGUGGAGAUGCGGGCCAUGAUCAUCAUCAUCAUGGCGGUCACCAUCAACAUCAUCAUCAUCAUCACCACGAAAAGUCAACAAGUGAUAGUAAAGCACCGAGAGAUACGUUCUACAUCUGGGUGCAUUCGUUGGGUUCAACUUUAUUGAUUAGUGCGGCACCGUUUUUCAUUCUGUUUGCCAUCCCGCUGGACAAUACGGAAGAGAUGCAGCCCCGGCUGAAAACGCUACUUGCCUUUGCUUCGGGCGGCCUGCUGGGAGAUGCUUUCCUGCACCUGAUUCCGCACGCCAUCCAGCCCCAUUCGCACGGGGACGAUCAUUCGCAUGGUCACUCGCACGGUCACUCGCAUGGCCAUGGAGAGGCGGACGGUCACGAAAGCCAUGGGCAUGAUAUGCGCGUCGGGUUGUGGGUUUUGGCCGGCAUCAUUGUGUUUUUGGCGGUGGAAAAGUUUGUCCGAUUGAUUAAGGGAGAUACGGGCCAUGGGCAUGGUCACGGCCACAGCCACGGAGGUGCAAAGCCUGCCGUACAGCCAAAGCCUGCCAAAAGCUCCCCACCACCGUCCCCAACGGAAGGUAAGAAGGACAAAAAGGACAAGAAAGACAAGAAGGAUAAGAACGAUAAGAAACAAGAAGCGGAAGUACCAACCAAGUCGAAAAAGGAGGAAGCAAAAGCAAAGGGCAAAGCUGUCCGUAAAGAGCCGAAGAAGGAGAACAUUCAGAUUGCCGGCUACCUUAACCUGGCCGCCGAUUUCACGCACAAUUUCACCGACGGGCUUGCGAUCGGUGCGUCCUAUCUGGCGGGAAAUAGCAUCGGUCUCAUCACGACAAUUACCAUCCUGCUGCACGAGGUGCCGCACGAAAUCGGUGACUUUGCGAUCCUGAUCAAGUCGGGCUGCUCGAAGAAGAAGGCGAUGCUGUUGCAGCUGACGACGGCGGUCGGUGCGCUGGCCGGUACCGUCCUUGCCCUGCUGGGCAGUGGGAGCGAUGCGGCCGAGUCGUGGGUGCUGCCGUUCACGGCCGGUGGUUUCAUCUACAUUGCGACCGUGUCGGUGAUACCGGAGCUGCUGGAAGAGUCGACCAAGCUGUGGCAGUCGCUGAAGGAAAUUACGGCCCUGCUGGCCGGUGUGGGCAUGAUGGUAAUUAUUGCAAAGUUUGAAUAGAGAGUCAACGCUGGGUGAUGGAGCGGUGCGCGUGGAGCGUUGGCUGCCGUCUUUUCUUCCUGUCUGUACCUUCGUCGUCUCUACUACAACUUCGUAUUGCGUACGUAUUUGAUUUCCUGUGCAUUUGUAGCGAUUUUAGAAUUAGUUAAAAGGGGGAAAGAAAAGCUUGUUCUCAAGUGCUGUUAAAUGUUAGCUUAGAUGUUCUGUUGGAAAUAUUUGUGUAAUACGUGUUGCAUGCUCGUGCUACUGUCUAUAGUUUUGAAACCUUAACGUUGUGUUGCGUCGUUCCUUUUGCUCUCGAUUGUGUGAGAGAAAGUCAGGGCCAAUGUGACUGCGAACAUUACAACUUCAGCGCCACCGACAGUGCAGCGACAUUGUUUUCACAACAACUCUUAGCUAGGUAAACAACAUACAAUUGCUUCGUACUUUGGUUGCGUGUUAAGUUUACACAACUCACGAAAAUAUAUAAAAAAAUAAGUGUAAGGAAAAGAGAGCAAUAAUUACUGUAUAAUUACGAGAACAGUGAUAAGAAUAAAUUUUGUCGGAAGCCCAGUAAAA
Anopheles coluzzii is the source of this 2337-nucleotide messenger RNA. It is a transcript of the gene Catsup, whose product is annotated as protein catecholamines up. NCBI's taxonomy places the organism in Eukaryota, Metazoa, Arthropoda, Insecta, Diptera, Culicidae. The transcript has 2 exons. The record is from RefSeq and is a predicted model, not a curated record. Bases 316 to 1779 code for a protein of 487 amino acids. Gene Ontology annotation, molecular function: zinc ion transmembrane transporter activity. Gene Ontology annotation, cellular component: membrane. Gene Ontology annotation, biological process: zinc ion transmembrane transport; intracellular zinc ion homeostasis.